This is a messenger RNA of Episyrphus balteatus (marmalade hoverfly), 2496 nucleotides long. RefSeq lists its product as uncharacterized. The transcript is spliced from 5 exons. The record is from RefSeq and is a predicted model, not a curated record. Bases 516 to 1532 code for a protein of 338 amino acids. Lineage: Eukaryota; Metazoa; Arthropoda; Insecta; Diptera; Syrphidae.
UGUAUCAUUAUUUAAAUUCAUUUAUAUUAAUUUUUUAUGUAAGAUCUUAAACAUCCGCAUCUGCAUCUGCAGAUGUUAACUUUCAAAAAUCCACAACCGCAAAUGCAUCCGCGGAUGUGAAAAAUUCCACAUCCCCAACAUCUCUAAUCUGAAUAGUUGGCUCUAAUUUAUUUAUUAUAAUAUGCUAUUUAAAGUUGAGCAUGUUGAGCAAAAAUACAAUUAAGUGUAUGUAGUACAUUUGCGCUGGUUUAAAAAAAAGUAUUAAAUACGUUAGACUUUCUGCGGUUUUGUGAUAUGUAAAUUCAAUUCGCAGCAUAAAAGCCAACCACAGAUAUUGUUAUCUGCACAGAAUAUUUUACUUAUCACACGAAUUUGAACAAGAAUUUUAUAUCUUCAGCAAAAACCUUGCAUUUUAAAAUAAAAUCGGUCUCAGCUCUCAUUCAAGUUCAAAGCGCAGAAUAAAUCAGUCAUUCAAGAUCACAAUUCAGAGCCUAACUAGAGCACAUUCAGAAAAAAUGAAAAUAUAUCAAAUCAUACCAUUAUUUGCCAUUUUAUCCCGAUUUGGUGAUAGUGAUGCGAAUAAAUUUAAUAUAAGUUAUGCACAGUUGGACACUUGUAAGGAGUACACUAUCGCAUCUGGAUACUACAAAUACAAGGAUUUCUUCCAAAUAAGCUCUAUGAACAAUACUAAAUUAGAAGAUGACCAGCGAUUACAUUUGAAAUUCUUCGUAAUGACUCGAAAGGAUGCACACAUUUUACUAUCGGAAUUUGAAAAUCAAUCAUAUUCGGAUCCUUUUUAUGAAAUUGUUCUUGGUUGUGAUAAUAAUAAUCGGUCUGAUAUACGUUUAAAAUAUGAAAAUUAUGUAGCUCACGUAAAGACCCCCAACUUUUUAUCAACAUUUGAUCCAAUGCCAAUUGAAAUCAUUCAAAAAAAUGAUGGUCAGUUAGUUAUUAAUAUUCCUGGUUUUGCCGAACCUUACUUGAACUAUUCAGAUAAAAAUCCUUUGAACAUUCGUUUUGUUAGCUUUUCUUCAUGGGGAGGAACUUCAGCUAAAUGGUUCUACGAUUGCAAGUUGGAAGAAUUGACAAACUCGGAGAAAUGUCAGUGUUACCAGAGUACGGAAAAGAACGAAUUCAACAGGCCUACGACCACGACAAAUGAAAAUCCUGUUGAUAGCCCUUACAAAUUCACGGAGACUCCGGAGACUUCCAAGUCAGUUCCUACAACCAAGUCUAACAAAUUAACAGAGGCCCCAAACCAAGAAAAUUCUGUUGGCAGACCCAGCAAAUCUACGGAGCCUCUGGAACAAGAAAACCGUGUUGUAAAAGACACUGACGGAAAAGAUUUGAAAAACAAAACCGACAAAGAAGUGAAGCAGUCUGAAAACUUAUUAAGAGAAACAAGCGUUCAUCACUACGUACUAGGCUCUAUUUUGCUAGUAGCCUCAAUUGCAGUCGGAACUGGCAUGGCAAUUUACUAUAAAAGCAAACAUAGGGCUGUCGUUUCAUCUGUAGAGUUUGCUGUGCGCUAGAAUAAAAAAAAGUUUGGUUGACAAAAUUAUAACAUUUGAUAUUAUUGUUAGUAAAUACUAUUUAUAGUGACGUAUUUCGAAAUGCAGAGUUAUUUUUGCAUUAUAAGGACCUUUUUUCAUUUAAAUCAGUAAUAAAAUAUUUAUUUUUGGAAAACGAUCACAAUAAGCAUUCAUUAAAAAAAAGCACAAUUACUUAAGGUCAUAAUAAUUAUUCACAUGGUAGAAAAAGGAGUAAGAUGAGGAUAAAAAAAAAUAUGUCUACCAAGAGUACCAAGUAGUCAGUGAGUGUCGAAAUUGUAUCCUAAAGUUUCGAAAGCCACUGUUCAAUUCAGAAUGUUCUACCGGGGAGAACCGCAAACGACUACGUGAAAAGCGUACUCCGUUUUAGGGAAAAUUGCGGAACGCAGAUUCUCCCUAUUUUCGAACAAGCCCACGUUUCGUUUCCCCCCGUUCCGAAUUAAAAAUUGACAUUGCAGCCAACUAAAAAUAAUAAAAACCAUUCAAUAAUUUUUCAUUCUCUUAUUCAUUCAAAGAUGUAAACCAGCCACCACCUCACCACAGUAGUACCUACCUCUCAAAUUAAUUUAAUAAAACAAAAAAAAAUUUAAAACUAGGAAUAAAACCCAAUUAUAGCUAUUGAUUUCAAAAUAAAGAAAAUCUUAAUGAAAUAAAUUAAAUAAACCAGACAAAAGAAAAGGAAACUCUUUUUAUUAAAACCAAAAAAAGGAAUAAGGAGAAAACAAACAAAAGGUACGGCUACGCCCCAAUAGCCACUUUAAAUAAGAAGAUGCUCUGUCGAUUACGAUAAUAAUAAUUGACAUUAAAGAUUGAACAAAGCCGGUUAUCAGCACUAAAUUGUUGAAACCGGGGCUAAAAUGUUGUCACAUUAAAGUCUAGACUUAGGCUCUAAGGCUUAGCGGUCCAAAGACAUUGUCUAGAUCAAAUUAAAAGCUGCUGGGCUCUC